Messenger RNA from Megalops cyprinoides (Indo-Pacific tarpon), 790 nucleotides. RefSeq lists its product as uncharacterized. Gene Ontology annotation, cellular component: nuclear body. The transcript is spliced from 2 exons. Gene Ontology annotation, biological process: positive regulation of DNA-templated transcription. Lineage: Eukaryota; Metazoa; Chordata; Actinopteri; Elopiformes; Megalopidae. The coding region runs from base 5 to 790 and encodes 261 amino acids. The record is from RefSeq and is a predicted model, not a curated record.
AGCAAUGACGGGGAUUGUGAAAAGAGAAACUGACAUUUUCUCCACCUCAGAGUUCAAUCCAAGAACAACGCAGUUGUUGAUUGAACUGACUCAAGUUCACUGGGAUCAUUACAAACUGAACAAAACACAAUUUUAUCAGAUGCUGCACAAUGAAUUCUUGGCUCAUGGUUACAACAUUUCAGCACAGAAGAUCAGGAAAAAAUGGAACAAUUUGCUUGUUACUUACAAGAGAACAAAAAGCAGGACCCGACUGUCAGGCGAAGCAAGGAUUACAUGGGAGUAUUUCGAGGCCCUGGACAAUCUUCUGUCACAGAGAGUGGGAGCACCUCUGACAUCAUCAGUUCCCACCGUUUCCACGGCGCUGUUUCCCAUGGUGGCCGAGCAGCCUCCGGCACCUUCCCCAGCGCCGUGCACGCCUGCUCCGUCACACACCCAGUCACCUGACAGGCAGGGAACGCACACAGACUCCACCUCCAGCAUCACGCCCAGCGCGUCGUGUCAGCGCAAACCCCUGGGCGCUAAGAGGAAGAAGAUGGCCUCAGACGCCACGGACACCUUCUUGGAGAAUUACGAAGGACACGCACUACGACGCACCAAGGUUCUGGAGAGCCUCGCCAACAGACACACGUGGAGGAACGUCUUGGCAGAAAAAAGGAGGGAAAACCGCGAGGCGAGGAGAGAGAAAAGGGAAGAGGAGACAUUGGCCUGCCUGAAGGAUAUCUCCUCAACACUCCGGGAGAUGUCUGAGAAGCAGGACCGCAUCAUAGCUCUGCUGGAGAAAAGAUGUUAA